AUGGCCUCGGAAGUGGUGUGUGGACUCAUCUUCAGGCUGCUGCUGCCCAUCUGUCUGGCAGUCGCAUGUGCUUUCCGAUACAAUGGGCUCUCGUUUGUCUACCUUAUCUACCUCUUACUCAUUCCUCUGUUCUCAGAACCAACAAAAGCAACAAUGCAAGGACAUACAGGCCGACUGUUAAAGUCUCUGUGCUUCACAAGCCUCUCCUUUCUGUUGCUGCACAUCGUUUUCCACAUCACAUUGGCUAGCCUGGAAGCACAACACCGUGUUACACCAGGUUAUAACUGUUCAACAUGGGAGAAGACAUUUCGGCAAAUUGGCUUUGAAAGCUUAAAGGGAGCUGACGCUGGAAAUGGGAUCAGAGUGUUUGUGCCUGAUAUCGGGAUGUUCUUUGCCAGUCUGACCAUCUGGCUCAUCUGCAGAAACAUUGUUCAGAAACCAGUGUCAGAAGACGAAGCACAGUAUAACCUGGAAUAUGAAAGUGAAGAAUUGACUGCAGGGGAAAAAAUAGACUCCGAGGAGGCAUUGAUACAUGAAGAGGAUUUAGAUGGAGGUGAUGGUGUUGACGGCGAAUUGGAGGAAAGCACGAAAUUGAAAUUGUUCCGCAGGCUUGCCUCUGUAGCUUCCAAACUGAAGGCAUUUAUUGGCCACAUGAUAACCACUGCUGGGAAGGUCGUGGUGACAAUUCUACUUGGUUCAUCAGGUAUGAUGUUACCAUCUUUGACCUCAUCUCUGUAUUUCUUUGUAUUUUUGGGUCUAUGCACCUGGUGGUCCUGGUGCCGGACUUUUGACCCAUUGCUCUUCAGCUGUCUGUGUGUUCUGCUGGCUAUUUUCACUGCUGGGCACCUGAUUGGGCUUUACUUAUACCAGUUCCAAUUCUUUCAAGAAGCAGUUCCACCCAGUGACUACUAUGCAAGGCUUUACUCCAUUUACAGCAUUAUCGAGACUGACUGUAAAUCUUUAUGGAAGAAGAUUUCAAUAGAUCCAGCUCUUUCCAAAUAUAUACAUGCUAAUGAAAUCCUUCAGUUGCUGCCAUACAAAACUGGACUAAGCCUCUUCAGUAUCUGGCUUGAACCUCUUACUCAAGAUGAGGAGACCAAGGAAGAGGAUGAAACCUUGGCUUGUAGCCCUGUCCAAAUCACAGCCGAGAGACGGCGAAGCCUGUGGUAUGCCACCCAUUACCCAACCGAUGAACGAAAACUUUUAUCCAUGACCCAAGAUGACUACAAACCGUCUGAUGGCCUGGUCAAUGGGAAGCCAGUGGACUACCAUGCCAUUAACCCACAACUCCCAAGAGAAAACGGCCCAGGCAAGACUGAUGUGUAUGCCCUGCCACAGUACCACUGGGAAACCUCUGCCCAGGCCUCAGAAAAGAAAGAGGAAGAAGAGGACAAGAGAGAAGAAUUUGAAGAAGAAAGGAGUUAUGAGGAAAAAAGAAGUGUGAAAACGCAUGCCAUGCUUGCAGUGUUCCAAUUUAUUAUGAAGCAAAGCUACAUCUGCGCUCUCAUUGCAAUGAUGGCUUGGAGUAUUACCUACCAUAGUUGGUUGACAUUUGUAUUAUUGAUUUGGUCAUGUACUCUUUGGAUGAUUCGGAAUAGAAGAAAAUAUGCGAUGAUCAGUUCUCCUUUCAUGGUUAUUUAUGCAAAUCUGUUGCUGGUAUUACAAUAUAUAUGGAGUUUUGACCUUUCUGAAAUUCCAAAGGUGCCAGGAUUUUUAGAAAAGAAAAAUCCAGAAGAACUCGCUUCAAAGAUCCUCUUCACUAUUACAUUUUGGCUACUACUGAGGCAGCACCUCACAGAACAAAAAGCUCUUCAACAAAAGGAAGCUCUUUUAUCUGAAGUCAAAAUUGGAAGUGAGGAAAAUGAAGAAAAAGAUGACGAGCUACCGGAUACCGGAGAAGAGGAGCCCAAAGGAAAGGAGGAGGAAGAAGAAGAAGCAAAGGAAGAGGAGCUAGAAACAAAGAAAGAAGAGGAAGAAGUCGAAGAAGAAGAAGAAGAUGACCAAGACAUCAUGAAAGUGCUGGGAAAUCUGGUGGAGGCCAUGUUCAUUAAGUACUGGAUUUACGUCUGUGGAGGGAUGUUCUUCUUUGUCAGCUUCGAGGGGAAAAUUGUAAUGUACAAAAUCAUCUACAUGGUGCUGUUCCUGUUCUGUGUGGCCUUGUAUCAGGUGCACUACGAAUGGUGGAGGAAAAUUCUAAAGUACUUUUGGAUGUCAGUGGUUAUUUACACUAUGCUGGUGCUUAUCUUUAUCUACACAUAUCAGUUUGAAUACUUCCCAGGCCUGUGGCAAAAUAUGACUGGAUUGUCAAAAGACAAGCUUGAGGAUCUUGGCUUAAAACAAUUCAGCAUGGCUGAACUCUUCACCCAGAUAUUCAUCCCUACCUCCUUCCUGCUAGUGUGCAUUUUACACCUCCACUACUUCCACGACAGGUUCCUUGAACUCACGGACCUCAAGUCAAUUCCCAGCAAACAAGACAACAGCAUCUACAGCCAUGCCAAAGUCAAUGGCCGUGUGUAUCUCAUAAUAAAUAGCAUCAAGAAAAAAUUACCAAUUCACCAAAAUGAACUGGCCCAUCCCGAAGGCAGCCUUCCUGAUCUGGCCUUGCUGAACGUGGCCUCCAGCCUGGAGAAGCCAGAGGGGAAGAGGGAGGAAGAGUCUGAAGAGGAGACACAAGAGGACAACUCUAAAAACAUGGAGACCGGCAAGAUGGAGAAAGACAGUGGGGAAUCAGAGGAGGAUGAAGAGGACUCCGAUGAAGACUCAGAGGAGGAGGAAUAUGCAUCAGACUUGCGGAACAAAUGGCACCUGGUGAUCGACCGUCUCACAGUGCUCUUCCUGAAGUUUCUGGAGUACUUUCAUAAGCUGCAGGUGUUCAUGUGGUGGAUUCUGGAGCUGCAUAUAAUCAAAAUUGUCUCAUCAUACAUUAUCUGGGUCACUGUGAAAGAGGUGUCUCUGUUCAACUAUGUGUUUUUGAUUUCUUGGGCUUUUGCUCUGCCAUAUACCAAGCUGCGUCGCGUGGCUUCAAGUGUCUGCACUGUGUGGACGUGUGUGAUCAUUGUCUGCAAAAUGUUAUACCAGCUCCAAACCAUUAAGCCCGAGAAGUUUUCUGUUAACUGUUCCUUGCCAAAUGAAAAUCAGACGAACAUAGCCCUCAACCAGUUGAACACAUCCAUACUCUAUAACUCAUCCAUCGACCCCACGGAGUGGGUUGGCCUAAGGAAGUCUUCCCCCUUGCUGGUCUACCUAAGGAAUAAUCUCCUGAUGCUAGCUAUUCUGGCCUUUGAAGUUACAAUUUACCGGCAUCAGGAAUACUAUAGAGGUCGAAACAACCUUACAGCCCCUGUGUCUAAAACUAUCUUUCAUGACAUUACUAGACUCCACUUAGAUGAUGGGAUUUUGAACUGUGCCAAAUACUUCAUUAAUUACUUCUUCUACAAGUUCGGCUUGGAGACCUGUUUUCUAAUGUCAGUUAAUGUAAUCGGUCAGCGAAUGGAUUUUUAUGCCAUGGUCCAUGCCUGCUGGCUGAUUGCGGUCUUGUACCGGCGACGAAGAAAAGCCAUCGCUGAAAUCUGGCCCAAGUACUGCUGCUUUCUGGCAUGCAUCAUUACGUUCCAGUACUUCAUCUGCAUCGGCAUCCCGCCAGCUCCCUGCAGAGAUUACCCAUGGCGCUUCAAAGGGGCCAGCUUCAACAACAACAUCAUCAAAUGGCUCUACUUCCCUGACUUCAUUGUGCAGCCCAAUCCGGUGUUUCUUGUCUAUGACUUCAUGCUGCUUCUGUGUGCCUCCCUACAACGGCAAAUUUUUGAGGAUGAAAAUAAGGCUGCGGUGCGCAUCAUGGCCGGGGACAACGUGGAGAUUUGUAUGAACUUAGAUGCAGCCUCUUUUAGCCAACACAACCCCGUACCUGACUUCAUUCAUUGCAGGUCUUACUUAGAUAUGUCCAAAGUGAUCGUCUUCAGCUACCUCUUCUGGUUCGUCCUCACGAUCAUCUUCAUCACGGGAACCACCAGGAUCAGCAUAUUCUGCAUGGGUUACUUGGUUGCCUGUUUCUACUUCCUGCUCUUCGGGGGCAAUUUGCUGCUGAAACCUAUCAAGAGCAUCCUGCGCUACUGGGACUGGCUAAUUGCAUACAAUGUUUUUGUGAUCACGAUGAAAAAUAUACUGUCAAUUGGAGCAUGUGGAUAUAUUGAGAGUUUGGUUCAGAAUAGUUGCUGGUUGAUCCAAGCAUUCAGCUUGGCCUGCACAGUCAAAGGCUAUACCAUGCGUAAAGGAGCGGAACUUUUCCAGGCCACAAUUGUAAAGGCAGUAAAGGCAAGAAUUGAGGAGGAGAAAAAAUCAAUGGACCAAUUGAAGAGACAGAUGGAUCGCAUCAAGGCCAGGCAACAGAAAUACAAAAAAGGUAAAGAAAGAAUGCUGAGCUUGACCCAGGAGUCAGGGGAAGCCCAGGAUGCUCAUAAGCUCUCUGAAGAGGAUGACGAAAGAGAAGCAGACAAACAGAAAGCCAAGGGCAAAAAAAAGCAGUGGUGGCGGCCUUGGGUUGAUCAUGCUUCCAUGGUCAGAAGUGGAGAUUAUUAUUUGUUUGAAACCGAUAGUGAAGAGGAGGAAGAGGAAGAUUUUAAGAGAGAAGAGGAAGAACUUCCAAGAAAGUCAGCUUUCCAGAGAGCUAUUGGGAAGUUUGCAUCAGCCAUUUUAGCCUUGCCCAAGUCUGUCAUUAAACUUCCCAAAACUAUUCUUCAGUAUUUAAUCAGAGCUGCAAAGUUUGUUUAUCAAGCCUGGAUAACUGAUCCUAAAACAGCCCUCCGACAGAGACGCAAGGAGAAAAAAAGAUCUGCCCGAGAACAGAAGCGACAGCGGAAGGGAUCUGGGGAGGGUCCAGUGGAAUGGGAAGGCCGAGAGGAUGAACCAGUCAAGAAGAAAUCUGAUGGACCAGAUAACAUAAUCAAGAGGAUAUUUAAUAUUUUGAAAUUUACCUGGGUCCUGUUUCUGGCAACAGUGGAUAGUUUCACGACUUGGCUUAACUCCAUUUCAAGGGAACAUAUUGAUAUUUCCACAGUUUUGAGAAUUGAAAGAUGCAUGCUGACCAGAGAAAUUAAAAAGGGCAAUGUUCCGACUCGGGAGAGCAUCCACAUGUACUACCAGAACCACAUCAUGAAGCUCUCGCGGGAGUCUGGCCUGGACACCAUCGAUGAACCCUCUGGCGGCGCUUCUGGGUUGCAGGCAGCCCAAAGGAUGGACAGUCUAGAAUCACAUGACAGUAUCUCUAGCUGCUACACUGAAGCAACCAUGCUGUUCUCAAGGCAGUCCACCCUUGAUGAUUUAGAUGGACCAGAAACCGUUCCUAAAACCAGUGAGCGGGCUCGACCUAGGCUCCGUAAAAUGCUCAGCCUGGAUGUGUCCUCCUCAUCAGCUGACAGUGGCAGUUUAGCAUCCAGUGAGCCCACACAGUGCACCAUGCUGUACUCCCGCCAGGGGACCACAGAGACCAUUGAGGAGGUAGAGGCAGAGCAAGAAGAGGAGGUGGUGGGACUGGCGCCUGACCUCGCCGACGUGGAUGACGAGUACCACGCUGAGGACGGGGUGGGGGGUGAGGAGGUCCGCCUCACCCCUGAUGCUGAGCUGCCACAGUACUCCACCAUGGACGGGGAUGUGGAAGUGCCACCCUCCUACAGCAAGGCUGUCAGCUUUGAGCGCCUCUCCUUUGGCUCGCAGGAGGACUCCACAGGCAAAAACCACAUGGUGGUCAGCCCGGAUGACAGUCGCACUGACAAAUUGGAGUUGAGCAUCUUACCUCCCUUGACCCAUGAGCUGACAGCCAGUGAACUGCUUCUAAACAAGAUGUUUCGGGAUGAUGAGCUGGAAGAGUCUGAAAAGUUCUAUGUUGGCCAGCCACGCUUCCUGCUGCUUUUUUAUGCCAUGUACAACACGCUCGUGGCCCGCUCAGAAAUGGUGUGCUAUUUUGUGAUCAUCCUCAACCACAUGGUCUCCGCCUCCAUGAUCACCCUUGUACUCCCCAUCCUGAUCUUCCUGUGGGCCAUGCUAUCAGUCCCUAGGCCCAGCAGGCGGUUCUGGAUGAUGGCCAUUGUCUACACAGAGGUGGCAAUUGUGAUCAAAUAUUUCUUCCAAUUUGGGUUCUUUCCCUGGAAUAAGAAUGUGGAAGUGAACAAAGACAAGCCUUACCACCCCCCAAAUAUCAUCGGAGUGGAGAAAAAGGAAGGCUAUGUCCUUUAUGACCUUAUUCAGCUCCUCGCUUUGUUCUUCCAUCGGUCGAUUUUGAAGUGCCAUGGCUUGUGGGAUGACGAUGACUCCGUUGGAGGUGACAUGAACAAGGAUGGAUCAGACGACGACCUUUCUCUUAGUCACAGCAGAAAGGACUCCUGUGACUCCCUGAAGUCCAUCAACCUGGCAACUUCAGUGGAGUCCGUGCACGUGCAUUUCCCAGAGCAGCAGACUGCCAUCCAGAGGAAGGGCUCUGUCUGCAGCUCUCAGGCAUCCCAGGAGUCCAGCUUUUCCUCAAACAGGUCCGAAAGAGGAAGUACAAGUACCAGAAACAGCAGUCUAAAAGGAAGCAGUGUUUUCAGCAUGAAGCGCAAGAGCAAAAGGGAACUCUAUAUGGAAAAGCUUCAGGAGCAUUUAAUCAAAGCAAAAAUAUUUACCAUUGAAAAGACUCUGCAAAUAUACGUGCCCAUCCGACAGUUCUUCUAUGACCUCAUCCACCCAGACUACAGUGCUGUGACUGACGUGUAUGUCCUCAUGUUCCUGGCAGACACUGUUGACUUCAUCAUCAUUGUCUUUGGCUUCUGGGCCUUUGGGAAACAUUCAGCAGCAGCAGACAUCACCUCUUCUCUGUCAGAGGACCAAGUUCCAGGGCCAUUCCUGGUGAUGGUCCUCAUCCAAUUUGGAACGAUGGUAGUGGACCGGGCUCUCUACCUCCGAAAGACUGUGCUGGGAAAGGUUGUUUUCCAGGUCAUUCUUGUGUUUGGAAUCCACUUUUGGAUGUUCUUCAUCUUACCUAGUGUGACUGAGAGAAAAUUCAGCCAGAAUCUAGUUGCUCAGCUUUGGUAUUUUGUGAAAUGUGUUUACUUCGGAUUAUCUGCCUACCAAAUUCGCUGUGGCUACCCAACAAGAGUCCUGGGAAAUUUUCUCACAAAGAGUUACAACUAUGUCAAUCUCUUCUUGUUUCAAGGGUUCCGCCUUGUUCCAUUCUUGACGGAGCUGAGAGCUGUGAUGGACUGGGUGUGGACAGACACCACCCUGAGCCUCUCCAGCUGGAUUUGUGUGGAGGACAUAUAUGCUCACAUAUUCAUCCUGAAGUGUUGGCGAGAAUCCGAAAAAAGGUAUCCUCAGCCCCGGGGACAGAAGAAGAAGAAGGCGGUGAAGUACGGCAUGGGCGGCAUGAUCAUUGUCCUGCUGAUUUGCAUCGUAUGGUUUCCUCUUCUCUUCAUGUCCUUGAUCAAGUCUGUUGCUGGUGUGAUCAACCAGCCCCUGGAUGUCUCUGUCACAAUCACCCUGGGAGGAUACCAGCCAAUUUUCACCAUGAGUGCCCAACAAAGCCAGCUAAAAGUUAUGAACCAAACCACGUUUGGAAAAUUUAUGGGUUCUUUUUCUAAGGACACAGCUGCUAUGCAAUUUCUGGAAAAUUAUGAAAGAGAAGAUGUCACGGUAGCAGAGCUGGAAGGAAACUCAAAUUCUUUGUGGACCAUCAGCCCUCCCAGUAAGAAGAAAAUGAUGGAAGAACUCCGGAACCCUAGCAGUAGCUUCUCUGUUGUUUUUUCAUGGAGUAUUCAAAGAAAUAUGACUCUGGGUGCAAAAGCAGAAAUAGCAACAGAUAAGCUUUCUUUUCCUCUUAAAAAUAUCACUCGAGAGAACAUAGCUAAAAUGAUAGCUGGGAAUGACACAGAAAGCUCCAACACACCAGUGACUAUAGAAAAGAUCUACCCAUAUUAUGUGAAAGCACCUAGUGAUUCUAACUCAAAACCGAUAAAGCAACUUUUAUCUGAAAGUAAUUUCAUGGAUAUCAGCAUCAUUUUGUCCAGAGACAAUACAACUGACUCAAACAGUGAGUGGUGGGUUCUCGACCUGGCUGGAAAAAGAGUAUUCCCCCAGGACACUCCAGCCUUAGAACUAAUUGUCUUCAAUGACAAAGUCAGUCCCCCUAGUCUUGGUUUCCUGGCUGGCUAUGGGAUCAUGGGACUAUAUGCUUCAGUUGUCCUUGUGAUUGGGAAGUUUGUCCGUGAAUUCUUCAGUGGGAUUUCUCACUCCAUCAUGUUUGAAGAGCUUCCAAAUGUGGAUCGAAUUUUGAAGUUGUGCACAGAUAUUUUUUUAGUCCGAGAGACAGGGGAACUGGAGCUGGAGGAAGAUCUCUAUGCUAAAUUAAUAUUCCUGUACCGUUCGCCAGAAACAAUGAUCAAAUGGACCAGAGAAAAAGCAGACUGAUACCCUAGGACAAAGACUGCAAAUAUGUGAAUUUUCAAAAAAGCACAAUAUUCUCAUAAGAGCUAAGCAUUUUCUAGUUCAAUGGAAAUGGCUUCUCUUCUGACAGGUGGCCAAAGGAAUUCCCUUCCUUUUGACACAAAAGCUACCUGGCAAGUUAAGGCUCUGCUGAAGUUCUUUGUAAUUCCAUUUCUCUGGAAUCAGGGUUGCUUACUUUGGUUUAGUCAACAGGAUCUUGCAUUCCGAUUGCCUACAGAAGGAAUCCCUUGCGACCCUCUUCCGCAAAGAAAGAAGACAGAAAGAGCCCUGAGAAGGAAAGGCACCCCGUGUUUCACGCUGCUGAAGAUAGGCCAUUGUGAAACGAUACCAUCAGAGAACCUGCAGUGCUCCAUCUGCAAAUGGGAAGCUGCUACGAUGGUGUUCCGUGAGCCUUCAGCGUAUCUCUAACCCGAACAGCAAUAGGAGGCUGAACACUCCUGGGGUGGGAAGAGAUGGGCCAGAAACCUUUCAGAAUGCCAAUGGAAGCAAAAGCCUCACUCUAAGCAAAAAGAUAAAAUUACUGCCUUAUCUGAAGACUAAUUAGUUAUCUUUCCAUUAAAUACCAGUGACUUCUCAGGAAAAAUAAGAUCAGCAAAACAGCUAUGUAGAUAACUGGCUUGUGGAUGCCCAGCUAGUGACUUUCUUCGGUGAUAGUAAUGGUUCUACUUCAGUGACUCCCCCUCACGAAAGAGACGUGAGAGCGCACACACUAGAAAGAAUCCCUACCCCACAGUUGCAUUUGGACAACUGACUUUGUAACUCUUUAAUAACCGACGUCAUCAUCGCUCUCCUGCCUUCUCCCCACCCGUCAACAUGCUUUUCCCGUGUCGAUGAUUUAAGGCAAAAAGAUUUUUCCAGUAUUUGACAACUUCCUUCCUAUUUUUCAGGUAUAACAAGGAGUUUACAUAUUCCAAUUCACAUUUUUACAUCUGAGACGGGUUUUUUAAGUUCAUAAUUAUGAAAGAAAUCUGUAUAUUGAGCUUGGGGAAAUAAAAAUGGCCUUUUCUUAAAUUAUUUUAUUGAUAAUACCACAUCUUCAUGGAAUAAUAAUGUAGCAUGAAAAAUUUAUGAUUGAAAUGUAGUUUUCAAUCCAUAUAAAAGCAGUUUCUGAAACGAUUCAUUGAAUGGAUUAGAAUGAUAAAAAUUAUACUAUGUAAUGUGGGUG
Molecule: messenger RNA, 9634 nt
Organism: Echinops telfairi (small Madagascar hedgehog)
Lineage: Eukaryota; Metazoa; Chordata; Mammalia; Afrosoricida; Tenrecidae
Gene: PIEZO2
Product: piezo type mechanosensitive ion channel component 2
Exons: 61
Coding region: 1-8433 (2810 amino acids)
Biological process (GO): detection of mechanical stimulus; regulation of membrane potential; cellular response to mechanical stimulus
Cellular component (GO): plasma membrane
Molecular function (GO): mechanosensitive monoatomic ion channel activity; monoatomic cation channel activity
Source: RefSeq, a predicted model, not a curated record